GGAAAGCUGUGAUGGCGGAAAAAGAGUACAGCCCGGUGUACAAAGCAUCCCGCAUUGACUCAGAGUACGUUGAAGAAGUAGUCGAUAGAAUAUCGGAGUUGCCAGUGCAUGUAAUUCAUCAAAUGUUGUCAAAACUUCACCAAAAACAGGCAGCCAGAACUAGCGUGUUGUCGAAGAAAUGGUACUAUUGCUGGACUUCGCGGCCUAAUCUGGUAUUCGAUCUACUACAACAUAUGCCCCUGGAAAAGUUUGUCGAGUUCGUUGAUCAAUCCAUACAACCUCAUCUUGAACAAAACUUACGUAUCGAAGAAUUCAACCUCAAAUAUCAUGAUGCAGGAGGAUAUGCUUCUUCUCAUAUCGAUAGAUGGAUUGAUUUGGCGGUUAAGCAUAAUGUCAGAGUUCUGAAAAUCGACACAUUGAACAAUUCUGGUUCUGAGAAACCGCCAUACCGUAGUCUACCUGAUGUUAUUUAUGGCGCGGAGAACCUAACAACGUUGAUGCUAAGCAAGUACAAGUUUGAAAUUACGAGUUCAACUAGCACAAGCUUCUGUUUUCUUAAGGAUCUUUACUUGAGUUAUGUCCAUAUAUCGCAAAGCCAGUUACAGAAAGUACUCGAUGAAUGCCCAUUCAUUGCGAAUCUAAGCCUGUGUGAUUGCAAGGGAAUAAGCAAACUACAUGUUUUUGGUGGCCUAGUACAUCUGAAAUCUUUGUUUGUUGCAUCGUGUGAACUCGAUAAUGUGAUAGUCCGUGUUUCAAAUCUGACGAAACUGACCAUAAUACAAGGGAGGGAACUAGAAUCAGUCGAGAUUCAAGCUCCGAGUUUAUUGGAUUUCACUUUUUCGGGUGACAAAUUGCCAUCUAUGGAUCCUUCUUCCCUGGAAAGCGCUCGACUCCAGUUCAACUUGUAUCGGGUGCUAGUAAUACACAACUUCGGUGAUGUGGACAGUGUCUGGUGCACCAAACUUCAGCAUUUCCUUAGAAAGUUCGACUAUUCUAAAGGUCUCAUGUUCGUAAUAUGUCAGGACUAAAAGCAUGCUUAUUUAAGAAGAUACGAGAGAAAUUGUUGUUCCUCCAAGUCCUCAUGUCGACAUAUUCAUUGCACCUAUGUCGCGUCUUCAAUCAAUCAUAUAUAGAUGCACGCGACCCAAGAUCAUAUCGGUACUUCCAUGUACAAACAGUAAACUACUCCAGGUGCUGCCCGAGUUGAAAUGGUGUCGAAAAGGUUGUUCUUUCAGUGUUGAGUGCUCUUACUGCCUCCGCGAAUUAAAAGAAGUCGACAAUGUUGUGGACUUAUCCAGUGAGGAAACGGCCGCUUGGUAUUCUUGGUUAAAUUCUGCAUUUCUGAUUGACAAAGUGACCAACUUCCCCGGAGGGUUGCAAAGAAAGUGACUUUCUGAAAUAGUAAGUAUCGGUUGUGUGACCAUCCGAGAAAUCAACUCCAUGAUUGGCUUCUCGCGUUACACUUGAGGUCAAUCAUCACUGGUUUUCAUUGUUCUUCAAUGAUAUCCAACUUAUGUAGUUUAUAUUAUUGAUCUUAGCAGCAACAUUCGAUCGAUAUUGGAUUGAAAUUUACCUCCUUUAUUACAUCUGGUGAUUCACACUUUACGCGAUGUAGGGUAAAGUGUGAGGUUUAUGAUAGCGUUCAUCUUCUUGAACAAUCACGACUUACAAGCAUCACGUCAUACAAGCUGUGUUUUCUGGUUAUACUUGUUUUACUAAUCCAUGAAGGUAAUAGGCGCCCUGUGGAAUUAGUCGAGGUGUGCACAAGCUGGC
Molecule: messenger RNA, 1773 nt
Organism: Capsicum annuum
Lineage: Eukaryota; Viridiplantae; Streptophyta; Magnoliopsida; Solanales; Solanaceae
Product: F-box/LRR-repeat protein 25-like
Exons: 3
Coding region: 12-1028 (338 amino acids)
Molecular function (GO): protein binding
Source: RefSeq, a predicted model, not a curated record